UUGCAAAUCUUCGACGGCGAAGUUGGUGGAAAAAUAGAUCCUUUCGACGCUGGGUGGUCCAGCCGUCUUGGAACAUUGCCUCUGAGGUGCGUAGGAUGGUGUUCGAUCCGAAGGUCUGCCAUCGACGUCCAUUGCAAUUGAUAUCAUUCUCCAACUUGCUUGGCUACGAUGAAGCUGCUUUGGAUUCUCGCGCUUGCCAACGCCGUCGCAGCCUCGUUCGGCAUGGAGCUCCUCGAAGACAUUGCCAAGUCGUGCUCGUGCGACACCGACUGUCCGCAAAUCACGUGCUACGCCGCCCCCGUGUGCACGCGCGGGCGCUGCGCGUACACGCAAAAGCCCACCGGUGCCAAGUGUCCGGGCCAGAGCUGCACGAACGGCGGCGCCUGUGACGACGAUGCCAACGACUAUUGCAACGACAAGGCCGAAUGCAUCAGCGCUUUCAAGCCGUCGACGACCGUGUGUCGGCCUUCCGGUGGCCAGUGCGAUGUCGCCGAGAUGUGCACGGGGUCCUCGGGCGCAUGUCCUAUCGACAGCUAUGCACCUCCGACGAUGGCGUGCUCGGGCAGCUGCAACGGUGGUCCGUGCGAUGGCCAAGACUACUGCGAUGGUUUUGGCAGCUGCAUUGACAAGUUCUUGCCGUCGACCACCGUCUGCCGCGUCUCCAAGGGUGCCUGUGACGUUGCCGAGACGUGCUCGGGGACGUCGGGGUCCUGUCCCGUGGACCAGUUUGCCUCCAAGGACAAGUCGUGCAGCGGAUCCUCGAAUGGCGGCGCGUGCGACGGACAAGACGUCUGCGACGGCAAGGGCAACUGCGUCGACGUGGCGAGUGCGACGUGA
Saprolegnia parasitica CBS 223.65 is the source of this 837-nucleotide messenger RNA. RefSeq lists its product as hypothetical. The transcript is spliced from 2 exons. The record is from RefSeq and is a predicted model, not a curated record. Lineage: Eukaryota; Oomycota; Saprolegniomycetes; Saprolegniales; Saprolegniaceae. The coding region runs from base 169 to 837 and encodes 222 amino acids.